This is a messenger RNA of Aspergillus heteromorphus CBS 117.55, 2660 nucleotides long. RefSeq lists its product as uncharacterized. Lineage: Eukaryota; Fungi; Ascomycota; Eurotiomycetes; Eurotiales; Aspergillaceae. The coding region runs from base 243 to 2225 and encodes 660 amino acids. Gene Ontology annotation, cellular component: fungal-type vacuole membrane; TORC1 complex. The record is from RefSeq and is a predicted model, not a curated record. The transcript has a single exon.
CAAUAAUUCCUGCAGCGUCUAGAUCCAUCCUGCUGUGGCACCGAGGUUGCUUCUCCCAGUCGGUUCCCGCCAGUGCAUGAGCCCUCCAAUCGCCUCGAUCGCCAUUGUCCCGGCUGCUGCUUGUCGCCCGAUCCGGAGCUGCUUCCCGUGCCCCAUUCGGACGCCCUUGCCUCGUCCUGCCUGCCAGCCUGCCAGCCUGCCUGUCUCCCCGUCUCCCUGCCUCCCUGCCUGUGAUUGCCGCCAUGCCGACCUCCAACACCUCUUCCCCCGUUAAGCGCCCGGGGCUGGGCCGCCGUGCGGUCUCCUCACACGCGGUCGUCACGCGCACCACCUCCUCAUCCACCCAAGGCGAUCUGGCUCACUCCCACUCCUCCAGCACCACCCAGAAAGCCGCCCACCGGCCGCAUCGUCCCCAUCUCGUUGGUGGCGGUCGCAACCAUCACCGCAACCCGUCCUUCGGCAAGAACCUGAACAAAUUACAGCGGCAUCAGUCCAGCCAGCAGAUCGUGACCGUUGCGGAGGGUUCCGCUCGCCUGCAUCAGCGCAAGAAAUCCGCCCCCGCGACGCCCGCUGCAAGCCCGCGUGGGCAUCACGUCCGCUGGGAUGGGCUGUUGGAUGAACCCCAGAAAAGCACCGGUUCAAUGAAAAAGAAUUACUCCAGUCCGGCUCUCCGACGGAAUCCUUCGGGCGUCCUGGGGAAGAAAGCGCUAGUCACCGACCGCCCUCACACCAGUUCGGGGAAGAAGAAAACUGUGGGAUUUGAAUUGGCGGAUUCGGACAACGACGACGCUGACUGGGAAGAUACCACUCAGUCACCUGAAAGCACUCGCCGUAGCUCAGUCGCUCAGUCAAAAGACAGUGUUGAGAACCCUGCCGUCCUGGUAGACCCCCUUACGUUCGUCAAACGCUCUUACCCGCAGUUCGCCCGCGCGACCAGCCUCCCAGAGUCGACCAUCAGAAGUUUCGGUGACGACCAUCUUUCUGACGACGACGACGACGACGAACACGAACACGAUCCACAACAGCCUUCCUAUACCGAGGAGAGACACGACGGGUCCGGUCGUGCCGCCGAACACGCCGAUAUUGCAGCUCGUUUGUUGAGUCUGUCCCAUUCCGCCAAAGCCCCGCCUGCCAUGUCUUCCAUAUCGGCCACAGUGAAGCCCACUGUGGUGGAUUCCCUUUCUCGCAACGCCUCCCUAACCAAUCUGGCUUCCGGUCAUGAUGGUGCACGGCGCCCUCUUUCCUCGUCACAAACCACGCUUUCGAACACUCCUGGAAACCUGACACAUGCCACAUCCUCUUCUAUCGAGGGAGGCGUCUCUAAGUUUAUCAUUAAUAAUAACAAAGCUGGGGCCCAUGCCUUCGAUUCAGAUCCGAACACUCCGUCGUCUUUCCUACCACACUAUCACCCUCAGACGCCGCCAUCACCUAAUCGCGGCACCACUUCAAGGAAGGCACGAGCCUCUCCCCCUUCCAGACCUCCAGGCACCCAGCCCCAUUCUCGCACCCAGCAGAAGCUCUGGUUGCAGCGCACCGCGGCACUGAAUACUUCGCCGCCCGAUGGGCAUGGCGGGCCAGCGGCGGUGUCUCCAGCUACGAUCGACCCCUCCUUCAUUGCUACAACCCACGCACGACCGGGCGUGGGGCCGUUUGAGACCGGCAGGACGCUUGUAAACGGAUCUACCAGGGCCAGUGGAACGGUGCAUGACAACGAAUCCAAACAUGUCCGGAAAGCGUACGAGAAAACGGCUCUGGAACUGACGGUCGUACGAAGGUUUCAGACCCCCAGCCGCGACAGCUUCAACCGUUUGAACAUCAUUCUCAACAACACCAAAGGCGAUGGCUCUGGCCCAGGGCGACACACAUCACUCAGUAAGCCAAUUCAAUCGGCUCCGGCGCUGACACACCUGCAAGACGGAAAGCAGCAAGAGAGUAGUGCCAGCCCGGAGCCUCGACAACUGAUCGGCAGAAGGCAACCAGAAAUGCACACAUCGGCCUCCCAGAACUACCUCCAAGACCCGGAUGACCUUGUGAACGAGUCCGCCGAUGGAGGCCCGGGACCCAAAUCUCAACACCCAUCGCAUCGCAUCCUCUCCACAUCCGACGAACCCGCCCAGGGCAAUUCCUCUCCCGAGGAAAUUCCAGAAGACCCUCUCCUCCCCAAUGAAACGGAGAUGAUGAUCCGUCGCAUCUGGGAUAGCCGCGAAGUGGCCAUCGCCGGCUAAUUGUACAGCACCGCCAUCAUCCUCCUACCCUACGUCACCAGAUCUAUUCCUCGUUUAAUCACUUCUGUUCAUUUUCACUCUUGGUCUUUGCUGUUAGCAACCAUGGUGUUCAGGACUGCAUGCAUGCUGUAGCGUACAGUGUUGUUUUGGAGUUUAUUAUCCCAUGCGCGAGUUCGCGCCGUAACGAAAUAUUACCCUGGGCUGGUUUUUCUUCUUUUCUUCGGAAUUGAUCGUUUCUCUUUCUCCCUUUCUUCCUCCUCGUGGCAGAUUGAUGAGUCUCGUCCUGCCUUACUUUAGCCUUCGUCUGUGUGUCCGGUUUCUUUUCUCCGGGACUACGAGUGACUAUAGAUAUCUUUAUCUAAUAAUGUAAUUAAUGCAUUGUGCGAAUCUUGUUGAAUGUGCAAUACGCUACUGUUUAGUAGGGGACCUGGUAGA